Molecule: messenger RNA, 1229 nt
Organism: Fundulus heteroclitus (mummichog)
Lineage: Eukaryota; Metazoa; Chordata; Actinopteri; Cyprinodontiformes; Fundulidae
Product: C-type lectin domain family 2 member D-like
Exons: 6
Coding region: 440-1135 (231 amino acids)
Source: RefSeq, a predicted model, not a curated record
AUGUGGCUCUAAAUCAAACUUGUGUACCAGACUUUGGGCAAAAAAUAAAUGCCGACUGAUCGAGAAAAUGAUUAGAAGUUCCUCACCGAAAACAAUUAUCUUUAUUUAAUUUAACAUUGACCAAAAAAUAUAGGUUAGUGAAAACUUGAUGUAUUAAAAUUUAUUGCAACAUUUAAAAAAAAGUUUUUGUGAUGAAGGCUUUUAUCAGCACAACUAACAGCAGGGAGAUAAAAAAAAACACUAUUACAAAAUGUGUUUAGUGCUUUUUCUGUGAAAAGAUGAAACAUGAGUGAUAUGUUCAUGAUUUCCUGCUGCAACGUCCUGUUCACUUCCUGUUGAAACAUGAUUGGUGCAAACACAAACUGUAAGGACUUCUUACAUUCUGCAUCAAAAGCUUAAUGCUGCUUCCAGUUGUUUUCUUCCAUAGAAAUCUUUCAACAUGCCAGAGAACUUGGACUUUACAACAACCAUACGAUACAACAUAUGUGAGUGCGAUCAGACUACAGUUACCUUUAGACAUCUUAAUGAUGCUCUUUCACUGCAGAAUGAAGAAGCUCCGACUCAAAAGCGUCGAGCAACUGUUCAAAGAAACUCGUACAAGGCUGGCACACUAACUCUGGGUCUGCUUUGCCUCCUGUUGUUGGUGGGGAUUAGUGUGCUGCUCGUAUUAUAUCUAUCGGUUAAUUUGAAUGCAGAACAACCCUGUUGGCCAUGUCAACAAAGGCAGAACCAGAGCAACAUAGAAUGGCAGGAGUUUCGUGUGUCACAUUUUUACUACGCGUCUGCCGAGAAGAAAAACUGGACAGAGAGCAGGAAAGACUGUCAGAGCAAAGGAGGAGAUCUGGUGGUAAUAAACAGCAAAGACAAACAGGAGUUUGUCAAAAUCAUGAAGAUACAUGGAGAUUCCUGGAUCGGUCUUCAGACAAGGGAAGGCCCAGACUGGAAAAUGAAGUGGCAGUGGGUAGAUGGAUCAGAACUAAAAUAUACCUUGUGGGAACAAGGAGUAAUGAGCCUGCCAGAGGCUGAGUCCAAAGCAUACAUCAAUCAGCGGGGAUCGUGGAUGCACAACAACACUGGAUUAAAACACUGGAUCUGUGAGAGGAGAAAGUUGGGAACCUUGCAUGAUAACAUGUAAACUGUGCGACGUAACAGAUUUGACUGUCCAAGAAAUUUCUGUCUGCAGAAGCCAAUGUGUUUUAUAUCUACCAAAUAAAGCCAAACAUAUACAA